This is a messenger RNA of Doryrhamphus excisus (bluestripe pipefish), 2906 nucleotides long. The record is from RefSeq and is a predicted model, not a curated record. Lineage: Eukaryota; Metazoa; Chordata; Actinopteri; Syngnathiformes; Syngnathidae.
UGUAAGCUUUGCUGUGGAGUACGCUGUAUUUCCACCCAGCACCCGUGGAAUAGGACACUGUGUCUGAUCAGCUGACUUAACCAUAACAAGGUUAAAGAUGCCCACGCACGGAUGUUCAGUUUUCCUGUGCAUUGCAUUGUUGUCAUGUUGGAGAGAUUGCUGCGGUGGCAGGAUUUUAGUCGUACCUUUCGAGGGUAGCCACUGGAUCAAUAUGGACGUUAUGAUCAGAGCGCUCCACGCUCGAGGACACUCAGUUGACGUGAUUCGUGCCAACACUAGCUGGUACAUUAAGGACAACGCGCCUCACUACAACGCUAUCAGCGUAUCCAUCAGCAAAGGCGUUGACUAUGACUUUGUGAACACAUUCAUGGUGAAUAUUUUAGCUAUAGAGAGGGAACAAAUCCCCGUUCUGAAAUUUGCAAGUAAGCAGGCGAUAAUGUUCAAAGCAACAUUUGGUCUGCAUUCCAUCAUGAGCACAAUGGCUAGUAGUGUACUAAAAAAUGGCGAAUUAAUGACUCGUCUGAAAGAGGGUCAGUAUGACAUGCUUCUUACUGAUCCAGCAGGAGGAACGGGCAUCAUCUUAGCUCAUGCGCUACAGCUACCGUUAGUCUACAAUGUACGUUGGGUGACAAGCGGAGAGGGGCAUCAGUUCCUCGCACCGUCCCCUUUAUCUUACAUUCCCAUGACCGGAUCCGGACUGUCGGAUAAAAUGACUUUCUUUCAGAGAGUUAAGAAUUUUCUGUACUUCAUCCUUUGGAAUGCAGAGUAUGCAUUAUUAAUCCAACCCCUAUAUCAAGCUGUUUGCACUGAAUAUUUUGACCCAAAGGUUAAAUACGAUGACCUGGUACAAGCAGCGGAUCUGUGGCUCAUGAGAGCGGACUUUGUGUUUGAGUUCCCUCGCCCCCUCAUGCCCAAUAUCAUCCACGUAGGAGGAUUCCAAUGUCAACCCGCAGAGCCUCUACCGGACCACCUGGAGGAAUUUGUGCAAAGUUCUGGAGAAUAUGGAGUCAUCGUUAUGUCCCUUGGGACUUUUGUGAGCGAACUACCUUCUGACUUGACCGAUACGAUAGCGGCAGCUUUUGCUAAGCUACCUCAGAAGGUCAUAUGGAAAUUUCAAGGUACUAAACCUUCAACCCUGGGUUCGAAUACACUCCUGGUGGAUUGGAUUCCACAGAAGGACCUCCUCGGACAUCCAAAGAUGAAACUCUUUGUGGCUCAUUGCGGAACAAACGGCAUCCAGGAGGCUAUUUACCACGGAGUGCCCAUUGUUGGAAUACCCAUAUUUUUUGACCAGUAUGAUAACUUGAGGCGUCUUACAGAAAGAGGCGUAGCGGUGAUGGUCACACUUUCCUCAUUGGAUAAAGACAAUAACUUCCUAAACGCCUUGCAGGAAGUUCUUACAAAUCCAUCCUACAGAAUAAACAUGCAGAGACUCUCCAGACUGCACAGAGAUCAGCCCUUAACACCAAUGGACAGCGCCCUCUUCUGGAUAGAGUUUGUUAUGAGACACAAAGGCGCAGGUCACCUGAGGACGGAGUCCUAUAAGCUACCCUGGUACGCUUACUAUUCUGUGGACAUGGUCUUUACUUUCUUUUUAACUGUAGGAGUGAUGAUUGUUCUCCCAAUUGUGUUUUUCAGGACACGUGUCUUGAAAACCCGCACAAAAUGAACUUGUGUUAUUAUUACAACCAAGUACAUUGAAUUGUCUCUGCUGCCUCAUAGACAGAUAGAAGUAUAUUUGAACCCAUAACUCUUUCAUUUAUAAUUUCAGUAUUGUCCAUUUUUGACACAUUAGGGUCGCUAUAGAUCUUGUUGGAUAAACCAAAACUGAGUAACAACUACAAUGAUAAACAGUCAAACUUAUGGGGGAGUUGUAUGUUUAUAUGUAAAAAUUUUAUUCAUUCAUUUUCUACCGCUUAACCUCACAAGGGUUGUGGGGGUGCUGGAGCCUAUCCCAGCUGUCUUCAUUCGAGAGGCAGAUUACACCCUGGCCUGGUUGGCCAGCCAAUCACAGUGCACAUAUAGACAAACAACCAUUCAUACUCACAUUCAUACCUAUGGAUAAUUUGGAGUCGCUAAUUAACCUAGCAUGUUUUUUUUUAAAUGUGGGAGGAAACCGGAGUACCCGGAGAAAACCCACUCAUGCAUUUCACUUCAUCUCCAAGGCCUCUAACAUGUAAUGUAACUCUGAUGUACUCGUUCCUGAUCCUAUCCAUCCUGGUCACUCCCAAUGUGAACCUCAACAUCCGCAUCUCCAGUUCUACUUCCUGUCUUUUCUUCAUUGGCACUGUCUUUAGACCAUUCAUUAAUUCAUUCAUUUUCUACCGCUUAUCCUCACGAGGGUCGCGGGGGGUGCUGGAGCCUAUCCCCAAUCACAGGGCACAUCUAGACAAACAACCAUUCACACUCACAUUCAUACCUAUGGACAAUUUGGAGUCGCCAAUUAACCUAGCAUGUUUUUUUUGGAAACCGGAGUACCCGGAGAAAACCCACGCAUGCACGGGGAGAACAUGCAAACUCCACACAGAGAUAGCCGAGGGUGGGAUUGAACUCGGGUCUCCUAGCUGCGUGCUAACCACUCGACCGCCGUUGUAUAUUUUUCUAUGCUGCUUUACUACUAUUACAUUGUUAUCCAAUUGGCUGGGAAUUUGUCCGAUUAUUCUCGAUACUGAUAUUUAUCGUCUUGCUGUAAGUAUAAAAAUGAGAUAUCGGUGUAUCGUGUCUGAUUUUUUUUGUGAUCAUGAAAACCGAUAUUUCUGUAUGCAACACAGGCGAUAUGUCAUGUUAUAUAUAUAUCGGUAUCGGAAACUAAGACAUGGACAAUAUCGUUUUUUCUGCAAAAAAAAUCCAGUAUCGAACAUCUGUAAUGAUUUCAGAUGAAAGAGCAACAUUAUUUGCGAAUCCAU